UCAAUUUUCACUAUCUUUCAUUUUCCUUUCCUAAUUUUUGCCCUAGAAACUAGCCAGUUAGUCACUAACUCACUAGUCAGUACCGCGCUACUGCCGAACAAGACUCGCGUCGGUCUCUCCGACUCGGCGGUCUGCCGGUGGGACACGUGGACAACUAACGACGUGUCGGCGCCGGCUGGCGACGGCCGGCGACUAGCUCCCGACGGACUAGACCUCCAGACUCCAGUGCUCCCUCUCCUGCUGCGCAUCUGCAACAGAACUCACGGAAUUAGGAGUUUCAUUUCUUUUACAAGGAAUGUGUACUUCCCAUGGUCCCUCUUUUCAUAAUCAAGAACCUCAAAUCACCCCGCCAAUUCUAUACUCUGGAACCUCAUCUUCUAGGAACUUCUUGUCGAGCUUCUUCGUCAUUCAUCAGUGGCUACUGUCUGUUAACUCACCACAAAGCUAAAUAUAACUGGAAUACAACCCAUUCCUUUGUCCUCUCCAAUCCACUCCUCUCUCUUCUCGAGAAUCAAUGCAAAUGCAUGGCACACCUCAAGCAAAUUCAAGCCCAAAUGGUCACCACUGGCCUCUUUUCAGAUGGGUUCGCUUCGAGUCGCUUGAUUGCUUUCUGUGCUAUGUCAGAGAUGGGAAGUCUUGAUUAUUGCAAGGCGUUACUGUAUCAUAUGCAAAACUCAAAUUCAUUUUCUUGGAAUGUUGCCAUUAGAGGUUAUACUGAAAGCCAAAAUCCGAUUGAAGCUCUAUUCUUGUAUAAAGAACUGUUAGUGUACAUUGACAAACACAAUGAUGAUGAUACUUUAAGGCCUGAUAAUUAUACUUUUCCAUUGUUGUUCAAGGUUUGUUCCAGAUUGUCAUUGUUUUAUAUGGGUUUUGAGAUUCUUGUGCAUGUUAUGAAAAUGGGUCAUUAUCAGGAUAGGUUUGUGCAUAAUGCGUUGGUUCACUUCUUGGUGUGUAGUGGAGAGUUGGAAGUUGCAAAGAAGGUGUUUGGUGAAUAUUGUGCAAGAGAUGUGGUUUCAUGGAAUUCAUUGAUUAAUGGGUAUGUAAAAAGUGGGAGACCUUGCGAAGCAUUAAGGGCUUUUAGAGAAAUGAGAAUUGAGGGUGUUGAGCCUGAUGAGAUCACUAUAAUUGGUAUGGCUUUAGCUUGCAGCCAGCUUGGAAGUUUGGAACUUGGAAUGGAAUUUCAUAGAUAUGUUGUGGAAAAGGAAAUGAAUUUGUCUUUACCUCUUUGUAAUUCACUUAUGGACAUGUAUGUGAAAUGUGGUGAUCUCGAGAAAGCAAAGACUCUGUUUGAUAGGAUGGAAGAAAGGACUGCUGUGACUUGGACUACUAUGAUUGUUGGGUAUGCGAGGUUUGGAUUUCUAGAUGAUGCUAGAAAGUUGUUUGAUGAGUUUCAACUAAAGAGCAAUGUCGUCACAUGGAAUGCCAUGAUUGGAGCAUAUGUUCAAGCCCAGUGUGGGAAAGAGGCUUUGGAACUGUUUCAACAAAUGCAAGCCAUGAAUGUUAAGCCUGAUGAGGUCACCAUGGUUUCUUGCUUAUCUGCUUGCUCACAACUAGGAGCUCUUGAUAUUGGAUGUUGGAUUCAUCAUUAUGUCGAAAUCCACAAUCUUUCUCUUACUGUGUCUCUUGGAACUGCUUUAGUCGAUAUGUAUGCCAAGUGUGGCAAUGUCGAGAAGGCGCUUAAGGUCUUCCACGAGAUGCCUGUGAGAAACUCAUUGACUUGGACAGCUGUUAUUGGUGCUUUAGCCCUUCAUGGAGAUGCACGCAACGCGUUAUCCCAUUUCGCAAUGAUGGUGGAUGCUGGUGUUUCACCAGAUGAUGUCACAUUUCUUGAGGUCCUGUUGGCCUGUUGCCAUGGAGGUUUAGUAGAAGAAGGUCACAAGAUUUUUACUGAAAUGACCUCCAGAUUUAACGUUCCCCCAAAAUCUAAACACUAUGCUUGCAUGGUUGACCUUCUUGGCAGGGCUGGCUUGCUGAAAGAGGCUGAAGCACUGAUUGUGAGCAUGCCAACUAAUGCAGAUGCUGCAAUUUGGGGGGCCCUCUUUUUCGCCUGUCGCGUUCAUAGAAACGUUGAGUUGGGUGAAAAGGCAGCUCUGAAACUUCUCCAGCUGGAUCCCGAUGAUAGCGGGACUUAUGUCUUACUUGGCAACAUGUAUGUUGGAGCAAAUAUGUUGCAUAAAGCUAGGGAAGUGAGGAAGAUGAUGAGUAAGAGAGGACUAGAGAAGACUCCAGGCUGCAGCUCCAUUGAAGUGAAUGGUAAUGUUUUUGAAUUCACUGUUCGAGACAGGUUGCAUGCUCAAUCAGAUAAAAUUUAUGAAUGUGUAAUUCAGUUGACAAGACAAAUGGGGCAGGAUGAAUAUGUACCAAAUACUCCAUUGUAUAUAUAGCUUUGAAAUUGGCUGCUAAAUAUGGCAGUUACCUUGUCCAGUUGGGUAAUAUCCAACUAUUGAAAUCUAUUGGUAAUGAUAGUUUAAGUGCUUUGAUCUAUAGCAUUCUUUAAUCAAAGUUACAUGAAGAUUUGAUUU
Ipomoea nil (Japanese morning glory) is the source of this 2522-nucleotide messenger RNA. RefSeq names its product pentatricopeptide repeat-containing protein At2g22410, mitochondrial. Bases 309 to 2384 code for a protein of 691 amino acids. Gene Ontology annotation, molecular function: RNA binding; protein binding. Gene Ontology annotation, biological process: RNA modification. The record is from RefSeq and is a predicted model, not a curated record. The transcript has 3 exons. Lineage: Eukaryota; Viridiplantae; Streptophyta; Magnoliopsida; Solanales; Convolvulaceae.